AUGGAUCAAGAUCAGAUCAGCUCAAGUUCGGACGAAUUCGAUUUUGCGACUUUGAACGAGGAAAUUGCAUUGAUUUCCAACGAAUUACGCCACGAAACGAACGAAUCCAGCGGAGAAGAUAGUGGGAAAGUAAGAGGUGUGAAACGACGAAAAAUUAGGACUAUAGAUAGCGAAAGUGAAACCGAAAGUGAAGAUGCGGAAGAUGCGAGCAGCUCAGAGUGGGUACUUUGUAGAGAAUACGAAGAAGUGCCGCCAAGUGUACAAUUUAUACCUGGCCAAAACCUCACAGCAUCGCGCAUAGCUUCCGAUAUAAAAGAACCAAUCGAUUUUUUUAAACUGUUUUUCACCGAUGAACUCGUAGAAAAGAUAAUUCGUGAAACGAAUAACUAUGCAAAAAAGAAAUUGGAAGCGAAGACGCUAUCCACAAAUUCGAUAUGGCGAAGUUGGCGUGACGUGGAGAACGUAGAAUUCUGGGCAUUUAUUGCUGUUGUAAUCAAUAUGGGUACAAUGCCGUUGGCCAAUUUGCAAGAAUAUUGGUCGAGGAAUAACGUCAGCUAUAUCCCUUUCUAUUCAGAAACAUUUACAAGAGAUAGAUUCAGUCAAAUAUUCUGGAUGCUUCGUCUGGCAACCAUUCCAACACGCAGUGCGAAUCCGAGAACACGCCUGCAACGAGUAAGUUGCUUUCUAGACUACAUCAAUUCAAAAUUCUUGGAUUAUUUUAUGCCGGGCGAGCAAAUAUGUGUGGACGAGUCGACGGUAAAAUUCAAGAGCCGGACUUCGUUCGUCGCAUACGAUCCGAAGAAACCGAGAAAAUGGGGUAUCAGAGUCUAUACUCUAGCUGACUCAAACACUGGCUACAUUUGUUGCAUUUUACCAUAUUACGGAUCACUCACGACCGAGCUCUUGGCCAGACCUGAUUUACCUGUUUCCUCAAGAAUUCCGAUACACCUAUAUAAAAUGUUGUUGGAGAAAAUUCCAGGUGCCCAGGGACACCAUAUGUACACGGGCCGCAACUACACUAGUUACGUCUUAGCUCAAGAACUAGCCAAACUGAAAUGCCAUAUUACCGGAACGAUCCUAGCUAGCAGGAAAGAAUUGCCCAGUGAAAUAAAAAAGCUAAAAUUUUCAAAAAAAUCCACGGUAGCAUAUCGACGAGGCGACACCUUAGUUUUAGGGUGGAAGGAUAAGAAGAUCGUCACUUGUUUGACUACGAGGGGUGACACAGGAAUGAAGACCGUGAAAAGGAUUGCACGAGGUGGCGUGGAUAUAAUGAUCAAGAAACCUAACGUUAUAUUAAAUUAUUUAAAAUAUAUGGGCGGUGUUGAUCGGGCGGAUCAAUAUGUAUCGAAAUAUUGUUUUCUGCAGAAAUCGCUGAAAUGGUGGCGUAAGCUUUUUUUGGGGGGCAUGGAAACUUGCCUGAUCAAUUCCUACAUACUUUAUAAACUAGAAAGAAAUAAAAAAGGGGAAAAGCCACACGAUCAUUUGCGCUUUCUAAAAACGCUUGUCGAGCAAUUAAGAGGACCAUAUCGCCAGCAUCGUGAGCAAGCGUCGACGUCGCACACCGAUGAACCCCGACUAAAUGGGAAGCUUCAUAUAGUGCUAAAAGGGCCAAAAAGGGACUGCAAGGUUUGCUCUGACCGUAGCAAGCCUGGCGGUAGACGAGAAGUAGCGUAUUAUUGUGAUACGUGUCCAAAUAAACCUAGGAUGCACCUUGGAGAUUGUUUCACUAAAUAUCACACGAAAACUAAUUACAGAAUAUAA
Messenger RNA from Megalopta genalis, 1761 nucleotides. RefSeq names its product piggyBac transposable element-derived protein 4. The record is from RefSeq and is a predicted model, not a curated record. NCBI's taxonomy places the organism in Eukaryota, Metazoa, Arthropoda, Insecta, Hymenoptera, Halictidae.